Messenger RNA from Rhizophagus irregularis DAOM 181602=DAOM 197198, 608 nucleotides. Lineage: Eukaryota; Fungi; Glomeromycota; Glomeromycetes; Glomerales; Glomeraceae. The record is from RefSeq and is a predicted model, not a curated record.
AUAAAAUCAAAUUAUAAACUAAAAUCUGAAAUUUAAUGAUUUUAAUGACUUUUAUCCUUUAUGUAUAAAAAUAAUAGAGCCACAUGAUUGUAUAACUUGUAAUUAUAUAAAUAAUAGCAUUAAUCAAAUUGAAUCUUCAGUUUUAUUUGUAUGAUCAAAAUACCAUGUCCAAAAGUAUUGUUCCAAUGCCAUUCGUCUGCAAAUGGUCAGUUGCUCAUCCAACAACAUGUCGCUUUAAAACUCGAGAGGAACUUAUAAUUCAUAUCGAUGAACAUAUCAUCAAUUUUUACGACAAACCUGAUUCAGUAGACUCAUUUUAUACAUGUCCGUGGGAAGGUUGCAUGAAUCGUCAAAGUGAUAUUAUUGAAUUAAAAGGACAUUUGCAUAAGCAUGCUCGACAAAGACCAUUUAAGGAUUUAAGCGUUGAUAAUUUACCCGAAUCGUCACAAGAAGUUUUGUCUGAGUAUGAACAUGAAGUACGUGGAAUGAAAGCAUUUGUUGAAUAUCACAAAGGUUCAUUGGCCGCUAAAUAUUUUGGAAAUGCCAUAGAGUUGAUGGGAUGUAAAAAAUUUAUUUUAUAUAAAAGUACUUUUUGCGUAGUAUAUUAA